UCAGCACACACACAACAGACAAUCACCGUCGUCCACAAUCGGAGGAAAAUGGCGCGCGACAAAGACCAGCCACCAGCGGUACGCGUCUAUACGGUUUGCGACGAAUCCAAGUAUUUAAUCGUGAGGAAUGUUCCUGCAUUAGGUUGUGGUGAUGAAUUACGGAAAUUGUUCGAAGGAUAUGGUGAAAUUGACGAAUUCAUACCAUUGGACGACGAAGAUUGCGAGCCAUUUACUGAUGUUUACUGGAUUAAGUUUCAUCAGGUCAACAAUGCUAGAUUUGCAAAAAGGAAGCUGGAUGAAUCAGUUUUUAUUGGAAAUCGGAUUCAAGUCUCAUAUGCACCUCAAUAUGAGAACCUUAGUGACACAAAAGAGAAGUUGGAAGGUAGAAGAAAAGAAGUUCUAGCUAGACUUAAUCCUGGAAGAUCCAAGGGUUCUAGUGUUAUGAAUAUGAGUGCAGCUUCUUCUAGUCAACCUAAAUUGAGUACAACUCAAUCUCAUAUUAAUUUCAUAUCACAGCCAUUAAAUAUCCAACACAGGGACCCACUGGAGCCACAGGCUCAACAUACUGUUCACAGUCAAACUCUUCCCUCAACAGUUUCGUCUAAUCAGGAUUAUUUUCCAUUAGAAUCGAUGAAUCAGACAGUUCGAUUGGUCAGGGAAAAACUUAACAAGAUUGAAUCGGAUACGGAGACUUUAAAAGCCGGGUCUUCUAAGAAACCACGAAUUGACAAUAGAAGAAGAAUCUGAUAGCCAUUAGCUCUUUUCAUCAAAUUCUUAUGAGGAGGGCAUUCACGUCUUUUUGCACAUACAUGAGAUUGAGAGCGACCUUUUUGGAUGGGACAAAAAUCAAAAAUUGCAAAUUAUGUCGGUUGACAUCAAUAUGAGUUGUAGUCCAAUACAUGUCAAACACAGUACAACACUACGACCUGUUGUGUCAUAUCUUCUCAUGCAUAACAGAUGAGGCUUAAUUGUUGUGUCCUAUUGUGAACAUGGUUCAAGGGUGGGACUUAAGAAAAAAAAAUUGAAAUUUGUGUACUUAUAUGAAAUUGGGGUUUGGUUACUAAUGAAUUGUGAUUAUAACCUAAUGGCAAGGUCAAAUAGUUGUAAGAUUUUGGUUAAAUGGGAUGUCAUGCAUCAAGG
Molecule: messenger RNA, 1140 nt
Organism: Lactuca virosa
Lineage: Eukaryota; Viridiplantae; Streptophyta; Magnoliopsida; Asterales; Asteraceae
Source: the annotation of a GenBank genome assembly